Triticum dicoccoides is the source of this 651-nucleotide messenger RNA. RefSeq names its product putative ripening-related protein 4. The record is from RefSeq and is a predicted model, not a curated record. The coding region runs from base 1 to 651 and encodes 216 amino acids. NCBI's taxonomy places the organism in Eukaryota, Viridiplantae, Streptophyta, Magnoliopsida, Poales, Poaceae. The transcript has 2 exons.
AUGGCUAACUUGAAGAAGUUAUUAGCUAUGUUUCCUCUUAUGAUGAUCUUGUCACAGCUUCGCGUCCAUGGUGUCUCCGUGUCCGUGAGCAGCAGCGCGAACGUUACUACAGAGGCCAAACAUCUUCGUGGAAGGUGCCACAUCAGUGGCUUCCUGCAUGGCAAAUCCGGUGACUACAACAGGGAUCACGGCUCGGUGUGCUGUAAAGACGGUCACCACUACCCGCAAUUCAGGUGCUCGCCCCCGGUGUCGGCCGACGCGCCGGCGAUCCUAACUCUGAACAGCUUCGCACGAGGUGGAGACGGCGGCGGCAAAUCGUUCUGCGAUAACCGCUUCCACAAGGACACCGAGCUGGUGGUGGCGCUGUCAACGGGGUGGUUGCGCCUAGACGGCAAGCGCAAGUGCAACAAGAUGAUCCGCAUCAACGGGAACGGGCGUGCCGUGUUGGCCAAGGUCGUAGACGAGUGCGACUCGGUGUACGGCUGCGACGCCGAGCACAACUUCGAGCCACCGUGCCCAUACAAUGACGUAGACGCCGCCUCCUGGAAAGAUACACCAGUAUUGAGAAAAAAGAGAACCCUAAACGAUGUGGAUGGAGCUGGUGAAAUUAAAAAGCGCUUUGAGUACCACGAAACAACAAAUUGCCAGUGA